Molecule: messenger RNA, 3642 nt
Organism: Peronospora belbahrii
Lineage: Eukaryota; Oomycota; Peronosporomycetes; Peronosporales; Peronosporaceae
Source: the annotation of a GenBank genome assembly
AUGGAGACAAUGACGACAAGUUCACGUCGUCAAGGUUUUGUCUCACCUACGUAUGUUCGUAGUCCUGUAGCUCCAUCUUCUACUACUACUGCUACUCCAUCAUCUCGUUCACAGCGUGCAUCACGUGGUACUAGCCGAGUCAAUAUUACACCAACAGAAGACGCCUUUGCACAGUGUGGUAGUAAAGCCAUGGAUUGUCGAAAGACUGAGCGAAGACGACCACAAUGGUAUUGUAUGGGCUGUUUAGAAAAAGACGUGAUGCUGGAGAUUACAGGCUCUAGACCCAUUGGAAGUAAACAUCGAAGCUUUCUAGCCAAUCCAGCAACGUGUCAAGGUCCUCUUCAUUUACCUCAAGCUACGACUAAUGUACCGAACACAGUCAAGUUUUGUAUUGAAUGUGGCUAUGAAUUACCAUCACGCGUCAAGUUUUGUAUUGAGUGUGGGACAUCAGUGAGGCAACAAUUGAUGUCACCAACGAGUGCUGACGAUGGUGUUGGAGCUGGAGAAGUAGAUCGAGGUAAUCAAGGACUUGGAGACUUGACUGAAUCGAACCUUGUGGUUAUUGAUGAAAAGAGUGGAUCACCCACGGAACAGACGGACGGAUCAGAGGAUGACGCACUUGCAGAAGAAGAAGAAGAAGAAAAGAGUACGGCGGAAAAGAAGGUGGAUGUGGAGAAGAAGGUGGAUGCAGAGAUUUUGGAAGAGGAUGAUGAGGCCGCAGCGAAAGCGAAAGAGGUGGAGCAACUUGUGGCGCAAUUGCAGGCGGAGAACGACAAGCUACGCAAUUGCGUGGAGAAGUUUAAGCGCAAGAUAUUGGAAGCAGAACGUCGACGGCUGGAAAGAGAGGAAGAACACGCGCGUGCAGUGUUGGAGGCCACUAUGGCUGCUACGGAAGCACAAACAAACCAUCGUCGUGCAUCGGAACCGAUUCCUCCGAUUGCAUCAACCGUGACAGCGGAAAUGGUACCUGUAAGCAAUAACACGGGUGUCGCAGCUAAGGACCACCCAGACUACAUGAAGUUUUUCAAGUUAUUGAAAAUGGGACUGCCUGCUGAACAGGUGAAGAUGAAAAUGCAAGCGUCAGGCGUUGACCCGUCGAUUCUUGAUGAACCCGAUGGCAUUAUUGGAGGUGCUGCUUUAAGCUUAAACAAUGUCGCAGCUGCGUCUGUACUGUCGAGUGGCAACCUCGUGAAGAAUGACGAGCAGUACGCUAAGUUUUUCAAGCUAUUGAAGAUGGGGAUGCCAUCUGAGCAAGUCAAACUAAAAAUGAUCGCGAGUGGUCUGAAUCCAGACCUUCUUGACACGCCGGAUGCACCAAUGCCAGGGUCUGCGGCAUCACCAGUAGUGACAUCCAACCCGGUGAUGACGGUGAAGGAAGACCCAGCUUACGAGAAAUUUUUCAAGCUGAUAAAGAUGGGGAUGCCAGCCGAGCAAGUGAAAAUGAAAAUGAGUGCCGCAGGAGUAAACGCGGAUUUGCUUGACAUGCCUGAUGCACCGUCUCCUAACCAGAAGGCUGCCAGUAGCGGCGGCAGCCUACUUGCUGGUCUUCCUCCUCCAGCGGAGGCAGUGAAGGUAGAUUCCUUGGCAUUAAAAGCAAGCGCAAAGCUAGAUAAAACGGCAGCACCUAAGCAAAGUGAGGAACCUCAGCUUCCGAAGAAGGAAACUGUAAAACCGAACGUCGAACUACGCCCGCUGUUUUGGACGCGCGUGCCUGUCAAUGUGGUCAGUAGCACCGUGUGGAUGAAGCUGAAUGACUCGCAUGCCGAGCUGGACGUGGAGGAGAUGGAAUGGAUGUUUCGCAAGAACCCGGUAGAUGCAUCAAAAAAGCAGGAUGAAAAGAAGAAAGAGUCUGAAAAGGUACCAGUCCAGCCAAAAGAAGUACUCCUUUUUGAUCCGAAAAGGCAGCAAAACGUGUCAAUCGCGAUUGCUCGAUUCAAGAUGUCAUCUGAGGACAUCAAAAACGCAAUCUAUGCUUUAGAUGGUCAAAAGCUUGGGUCCGAGGUACUGAAUGUACUAAUUUCCAUUUCGCCUACGCUAGAAGAGAUUGACAUGCUUAAGAACUAUGACGGGGAUAAAAAGUUGCUUGGAAAUGUGGAAAGAUUUUUUCUUGAGCUCUUGACCAUUCCGCGCUACACUCAGCGAAUCAAGUGCUUUCGAUACAAGUUGCAGUUUGAAAGUCGUAUAUUGGAAACACAGGCGCAAAUGGAUACUCUGGUUGCUGCCACUGAUCAAGUGGCCGAGAGCGAUAAGUUUCGCCGUGUUUUGGAGCAUAUUUUAGCGAUCGGUAACUACUUAAAUGGUAGCACGCCUCGAGGUGGCGCUUACGGCUUUAAGCUGGAUACCCUCAUGAAGCUGCACACACUGAAGUCGGUUGACCCUCGAGUCACGCUGAUGCACUUCUUGUUGCGUCAGCUGGAAGAGAAGGCCCCGGACGUCAUUACGUUUGCCGGGGAAGUUCCACACAUUGCGGAGGCCAAGAGGCUGUCGCUUGAUCAGUUGCGUGCGGAUUUGUCCACUUACAACACCGAACUAGCGAUGUUGAAGGGUCAAGUGCGUGCUUCUAAGAAUGACCACAUUGAGGGUGACAAGUUUUAUGAGGUGAUGACGCCGUUUGCAAAGGACGCAGGAGAGGUGUUGGAGGAACUGGGUCGUGAUUUUGAUGGCCUGAAGACGUCUUAUCACGAGCUUGUGAGCUCUUUUGGUGAAGACCCGAGGAAAGUUGGUCCUACGGAAUUCUUCACUAUUCUGGACGAAUUUGUGACCGAAUUCAAGAAAGCCUACCGCCAGAACCAAACGAAGGAAUAUCAGGCUAUCUACGAAGAGGCUGCAGCUGCGCGCAGUGCUGCUGAGGCUGAAAAGGCGGAGCGAUUAAAACGGGAAGCUGAGGAACGGCAACGGCAAGAAGAGGAGCGACAGGAAAACUCCCGGGAGACGAAGGAAAUAUAUGCAGAUAUCGUAUCUGUUAUUACUAGUUGGGCUGGGAAGCAUUCACCUGGCAAUGAGGAUGCAGUAAUGGAGCAGUUUAAGGUCACAUCACGAAAAUUUGGUAUGGACGAAUUGACAGCUGAUGAGUUUUGUGACCUGGUGCGACAGUGUGUUGGGUCGAAAUGCGCAAGCAAGAUAAUCCCAAACAGUGCCAAACUAUUGUCUGACGAUAGGAAGCAGAAUGCUUUGCUGGAGGCAUUUGCACGCUUUAAAGAGCAUCUGAAGAAAGAAAAAGAGUCGAAGAAGCAACAGCGCAACUCGUUUGUGUCUCCAUUGUCUGAAGGACGCAAGAGAGCAGGGUCCUCUUCGGCAGGUCGUAGGCGCAAUAAGACGCCCCUCCCAAUCAAAGAUAUCGAGCCUGUUGUCGGCGAAGAAGCACAGCUGCUGCACAAGUCUAUUUUAGAAGCAGUGUUGGCGGCGUUUGGUGGCGAUGCAAAGAGGAUGAAGACAUUUACGUCACAUACUCGAAAAUACGGCAACGAACAGAUCACAGCACACGAGUUUUACCAAUAUUUAGUCGAUUCCUUCGAUCCGGACUUUGUCGGGCGUCUCGUCCCGGACCUUGCGCGUCUGUUACAAGAUUCGGAGAAACGACACGCACUAAUUCGUGCGCUGUGCGAAAGUGCACCGGGUUGGGCAAAGUUUGCCGGUUUAUAG